AUGGUGCAACUAUACUUGUACCCCAUACCCCACGUGCCCUCGGGACUCAUUAAGCUAUGUUGGCAGGGUCGCAACGGUCUUGGCAACAUUUACGUGUGGGCGAGCGGUGACGGAGGGGAAGACGAUGACUGCAAUUGUGACGGCUACGCUGCGUCCAUGUGGACUGUGUCUAUUAAUAGUGCAAUCAAUGACGGUCAAAACGCCCAUUACGACGAGUCCUGUUCAUCCACCCUCGCCAGCACCUUCAGCAAUGGUGCACGAGAUCCAAGCACCGGUGUCGCUACCACAGAUCUAUAUGGGAAAUGUACUGCGACGCAUUCUGGUACUUCUGCUGCAGCGCCAGAAGCAGCUGGUGUCUUUGCUCUAGCUCUUCACGCAAAUCCCAGCUUAACAUGGCGCGACAUCCAGCACUUAACAGUCUUGACUUCCAAGAGGAACUCAUUAUACGACGCUAAGGGUCGUUUCCAUUGGACAAUGAACGGUGUGGGUUUGGAGUUUAACCACCUCUUCGGCUUCGGUGUGUUGGACGCUGGAGCGAUGACUGCAUUGGCUGCGAAUUGGAGAUCAGUCCCACCACGAUACCACUGUGAAGCCGGCUCUGUUAAUACACAUACUGAAAUACCGACAGAUGGCAGCGUAACGUUGCACAUUGAUACCGGCGCCUGCGCAGGUACACCCAGCGAAGUCCGAUACUUAGAGCAUGUGCAGGCUGUGGUUAGUGCAAAUGCAACACGGCGUGGUGACCUGGAGUUCUUCCUGACUAGCCCUAUGGGUACUCGAUCAAUGAUACUGAGCAGGCGAUCCAAUGAUGACGACGUACGAGAUGGCUUUACCAAGUGGCCCUUCAUGACGACACACACUUGGGGAGAGUACCCGCAGGGGACGUGGACUCUGGAAGCUCGUUUCAACGGUGGUUCCGGGCCCAGCUCAGCAUCAGGUUGGCUCCGAGGUUGGUCGUUAGUCCUCCAUGGGACAAGGGCGCCGCCCUACGCCCAACUGCAACCGAAGGACCCCCACUCAAAGCUCGCUGUAGUCAAGAAAGCGCACGAAGACAACGCACUUAACAAAUAA
Messenger RNA from Leptosia nina, 1071 nucleotides. The record is from the annotation of a GenBank genome assembly. Lineage: Eukaryota; Metazoa; Arthropoda; Insecta; Lepidoptera; Pieridae.